Paramuricea clavata is the source of this 1123-nucleotide messenger RNA. Lineage: Eukaryota; Metazoa; Cnidaria; Anthozoa; Malacalcyonacea; Plexauridae. The record is from the annotation of a GenBank genome assembly.
AUGAACCCACCAUAUGGUACUGCGUUAAUCAUUAAUGUCCAACAUUUUCAUGGCACAACUAAAGAAGGGGUUACAUUGGAUUUACGAAGAGGUUCUCAUAUAGACUUUGAAAAUUUGAAACAAGCGUGGAAACAAUUUGGCUUCGAUGUGGUAGCAUACGAGGAUUUGAAAGCUGAUGAAAUUCGAACAGUUGCUCAAGACACUGCAAAUAAAAUCAAUAAAAAUUCGAGCAUUUUUGUAUCGGCCAUUACAACUCAUGGUGAUAGGGGCAAAAUAUAUGGUUCUGAUUCCGAGUAUCUUGAAAUUAAGGAGGUUACGGAUGCAUUUAAAACAACUAAAUGUCCAUCUUUGGCUGGGAAGCCAAAACUCUUCAUCAUCGUAGCCAGUGGAGUACGUCAAAACUUUACUGGUGGCUCAAUCCUUCCGGCAGUAGGCUUAACCAAUCCGACAGCAACUCUGGAAACAGAUUCUGGUGAUCCAAACACGCCAGUGGCAGGUGUAACAACUGAUGCACCAGCACGAUGCGAACCAGCACCAAUGAUAGGUUUGACAAAUGCAGUAAAGCCAGGUGGUGGUGAUGAUGAUGAUUAUGACCAUAUGAAUGAUUCGAUAUUUCGUGAAAAGUUGGAUCCAGAUGAACCUCACUUUCUAAUUGCAAUUUCAUUAGCACCAGGUAAACUAAAAUUAAACCCCGGUCCUGUUUCAUGCUAUUGUACAUUAUUCCAGGUACAUGCUGAAACCGUUUUGAGAAAAUCUACGAACGUACCCGAAAAAUCAUUGUUUUUGUCAGUGGGCUACAAGCCCACAAAAAUAUGUAUUAUUUGUUCCUGGACUACAAGUCGAUGGCUACACUGCGUAUUUUUUUAGGCUACACAAAAUUGUUGUGCGGUCUUCAGAAAAAAUGUGGUAAGGGUUAGGGUCAACAGAAGUGCCUAGUUGGGGUACAAGUUAGGUGCAGGACUAGUGUCGGGCUAAAGUAUGGGUUAAAAUCAUAGUUAUAGGAUUAGUUUAAAAAGUAUUUUGUUCAAAAUAUGUUACCUUUCUAGACAAACCCGUCACGGGGUACCAAAGCCAGCUACACUCUGGGAAAGGCGGAGUGUCUGUUAACUUAUUCAACAGUUAA